AUGCAGUUUCAACUUGUUGUGAUGGCCCUGCUGGCUAUCGGGGCCAUCUCGGCACCUACUUCGCACACUUCUUCAGAUUACAGCCUUGUCAGACGAGUCGCUCAGGGUACGCCUCCUCCAGAUUGCCCUCCAUGUGGCCCUCCCGACGGUCCACCCGAUGGACCCCCAGAGUGUCCUCCAUGUGGUCCUCCAGAUGGGCCUCCUGAUGGGCCUCCCGACGGUCCACCCGAUGGUCCCCCAGAGUGUCCUCCAUGUGGUCCUCCAGAUGGGCCUCCAGACGGACCUCCCGAUGGUCCCCCAGAAUGUCCUCCAUGUGGUCCUCCAGAUGGGCCUCCAGAAUGUCCUCCAUGUGGCCCUCCUGAUGGUCCUGGUGGCCCAGGCGGUCCUCCCGGUGGUCCUGGCGGUCCCGGUGGUCCUCCCGGUGGUCCUGGUGGUCCUGGUGGCCCAGGCGGUCCUCCCGGCGGUCCCGGCGGUCCAGGUGGUCCUGGUGGUCCUGGUGGUCCUCCCGGCGGUCCCGGUGGCCCAGGCGGUCCUCCCGGUGGUCCUGGUGGUCCUGGUGGUCCUCCCGGCGGUCCUGGCGGUCCCGGUGGUCCUCCCGGUGGUCCUGGUGGCCCAGGCGGUCCUCCCGGCGGUCCUGGCGGUCCCGGUGGUCCUCCCGGUGGUCCUGGUGGUCCUGGUGGUCCUCCCGGCGGUCCCGGCGGUCCCGGUGGUCCUCCCGGUGGUCCUGGUGGCCCAGGCGGUCCUCCCGGUGGUCCUGGUGGUCCUGGUGGUCCUCCCGGCGGUCCCGGCGGUCCAGGUGGUCCCGGCGGUCCAGGUGGUCCUGGUGGUCCUGGUGGUCCUGGUGGUCCCCCCGGCGGUUCCAGUCGCCGUAGGGUCCCCAUUGCAUUCUAA
Messenger RNA from Coccidioides posadasii C735 delta SOWgp, 891 nucleotides. RefSeq lists its product as uncharacterized. NCBI's taxonomy places the organism in Eukaryota, Fungi, Ascomycota, Eurotiomycetes, Onygenales, Onygenaceae. The record is from RefSeq and is a predicted model, not a curated record.